Molecule: messenger RNA, 2314 nt
Organism: Austrofundulus limnaeus
Lineage: Eukaryota; Metazoa; Chordata; Actinopteri; Cyprinodontiformes; Rivulidae
Product: prostaglandin G/H synthase 1
Exons: 11
Coding region: 237-2024 (595 amino acids)
Biological process (GO): response to oxidative stress; cyclooxygenase pathway
Cellular component (GO): neuron projection; cytoplasm
Molecular function (GO): oxidoreductase activity, acting on single donors with incorporation of molecular oxygen, incorporation of two atoms of oxygen; heme binding; prostaglandin-endoperoxide synthase activity
Source: RefSeq, a predicted model, not a curated record
UGAUGGUGAAGACCCGCUGUGGCAGAGCUGCACUUCUGGAGAGCAGGAGAACCUGUCUGCUCGGCUUGUCCUCCUGCUUUCUCACACUUUUUACCUUUGUUUUCUUUUUUUGUUGUUGUUUUUUUGACUCUCACCCAGCCCCCUGCAUCUCUUGCCUAACCUGGACUGCUGCUCUGUUCCUCCCUUCAUAGUUUUACGAGCUGGAAUGACAGUUCUUGGAAACUGAGGCUGCUGGAAUGAGAGCCUCUGUCCUGGGAUCGGUCUGUGCUCUUCUCUUGCUGUUGCGAGAGCCUGCAUGCCAGGGAGAUGAGGUUACAGUCAACCCGUGCUGUUAUCUCCCCUGUCAGCACUGGAGUGUGUGCGUGCGCUACGGUGAGGACAAAUAUGAGUGCGACUGCACCCACACCGGCUACUAUGGAGAGAACUGCACCACUCCUGAGUUUUGGACCCGAGUGCGUCAGUUCCUCCGGCCCCGUCCCAGUGUGGUUCACUACAUUCUCACCCAUUUCAGCUGGCUGUGGGACAUCAUAAACAACACCUUCCUACGGAAUGUCCUCAUGCGGCUGGUUUUAACAGUGAGGUCCACAUUGAUACCCAGCCCUCCAACCUACAACUCAAAAUACGGCUACCUGAGCUGGGAAUCUUACUACAACCUGAGCUACUACACCCGGCUUCUGCCCCCUGUUCCUGAAGACUGCCCCACGCCUCUGGGGGUCAAAGGCAGAAACGGGCUGCCUGAUCCCGAGGUGCUGUUCGAGAGGCUGCUGAAAAGAAAAGUUUUCAGACCCGACCCCCAGGGCACCAACCUCAUGUUUGCAUUCUUCGCUCAGCACUUCACCCACCAGUUCUUCAAGACCUACAACCGCAUGGGGCUGGGCUUUACUAAGGCUCUGGGACACGGGGUGGAUGCAGGACACAUUUAUGGAGACAGCCUGGAGCGCCAACUGGACCUCAGGCUUUUAAAAGAUGGAAAAAUGAAAUAUCAGUUGAUUGAUGGAGAGAUGUUUCCUCCCUCCGUUGUUGAUGCUCCCGUCAGGAUGAGCUACCCUCCCAACGUCCCCGUCCAGAGUCAGAUGGCCAUCGGUCAGGAGGUGUUUGGACUGCUUCCUGGUUUGGGGAUGUACGCCACGCUGUGGCUCAGGGAGCAUAACCGUGUCUGUGACAUCCUGAAAGCAGAACAUCCCACCUGGGAUGACGAGCAGCUGUUCCAGACCACACGCCUCAUCAUCAUCGGCGAGACGAUCCGGAUCGUGAUCGAGGAGUACGUGCAACACCUGAGCGGCUACCGGCUGCAGCUGAAGUUCGACCCCACCCUGCUGUUUCACUCCCAUUUCCAGUACGGGAACCGCAUCGCGCUGGAGUUCAGCCAGCUCUACCACUGGCACCCUCUGAUGCCCGACAGCUUCCACAUAAACAGCGAGGAGCUGUCGUAUGCGCAGUUCCUGUUCAACACGUCCGUUCUCACACACUACGGGGUGGAGAAGCUGGUGGAUGCCUUCUCUCGACAAGUCGCUGGUCAGAUCGGCGGAGGCCACAACAUUAAUGCCAUUGCAGCCAAGGUAGCCACAGGGACUAUAAAGGAGUCUCGCCAGCUGCGGGUCCAGCCUUUCAACGAGUACAGGAAGCGUUUCAACCUCGAGCCCUACUCGUCGUUCAGAGAGUUCACUGAUGAUGAGGAGAUAGCCAGCACACUCGAAGAGCUGUACGGUGACAUCGACACGCUUGAAUUUUAUCCCGGAUUACUGCUGGAGAAAACGCGUCAGGGCGCCGUAUUUGGAGAAAGCAUGGUGGAAAUGGGCGCCCCCUUUUCUCUCAAGGGUCUCAUGGGGAACCCCAUCUGUUCUCCAGAUUACUGGAAGCCCAGCACCUUUGGAGGCAAAGUUGGCUUCGACAUCGUAAACUCUGCCACUCUAAAGAAGCUGGUCUGUCUGAACACCAGGACGUGCCCUUAUGUGUCAUUCAGAGUUCCAGCAGAGGAAAAACCUGCAAAGAAUGAUGGGAAAGUUCACCUUGAUGAGCUAUGACCAUGAGCAGACCCAUCUUUAUGCUUUCUACAUCUGAUAUGAAGAUGAAACAAGUGGUUGCACACAGCAUGUUAGGAUAAACAAACGAACUGGACUUUUCCUUCAACUUGCUCACUGUCAGUUUUACACUUGGACAAACCCACCAGUGAGGAGUCAAACAUAUGGGUUUUGUUAAAGUUUUUUGCCCUACUGUAUGACAAGUUGUUACAGUUCACACUUCCAUGCAAUAUUAUGUCAUCUGUCUUUGAUCAGUUCAAACAUUCACUGGAAUAAAACAAUAAGACUCAAAA